Striga asiatica is the source of this 1280-nucleotide messenger RNA. Lineage: Eukaryota; Viridiplantae; Streptophyta; Magnoliopsida; Lamiales; Orobanchaceae. The record is from the annotation of a GenBank genome assembly.
AAACGACCUGGUUGCAAAAAGAACUAGGGCACCGCUUUUGUUAUUGGUCCAAACGGGUUUAUAUAUAUAUACACAUUCUUGGAGUUGCUUCAACCUAUCAGAGCCGUAACUGAAAGAAACAAACGAAUUCGGAGCCGUAACCUUAUCUUUCCCAACGCGCCUCAGAAUUUCUAUCGAGCAUGGAUCGGUACCAGAAGGUGGAGAAGCCGAGGGCUGACUCGCAGAUUGGUGCGAACGAGAUUCGGAUUACAAGCCAAGGCAGGAUGCGGAGCUACAUCACUUAUGCCAUGACUCUGCUUCAGGAAAAGGGUUCAGAUGAAAUAGUAUUCAAGGCAAUGGGCCGAGCCAUCAACAAGACUGUAACAAUUGUGGAGUUAAUCAAGAGGAGAAUUGUUGGUCUUCACCAAAUUACAGCAAUCCAAUCUACUGAUAUAACUGAUACAUGGGAACCUCUGGAGGAAGGCCUCCAAACUUUGGAAACAACGAGGAAAGUUUCAACGGUCACAAUUACUCUCUCAAAAAAGGAUUUGGAUAAGACAAACAUUGGGUACCAACCUCCGAUACCAGCCGACCAAGUGAAGGUGCCCACCGAACCCGACUACGAUGGAGAGGGUUCACCCGUUGCUCGAGGAAGAGGUCGAGGCGGCAGGGGAAGGGGUGGUAGGCCUAGGCCUCCUUCUGGAAAUGGAGUUUCGUCUGGUGAGUUCGAAGAUGGAGGCUAUGAGCGGAGGGGAAGGGGACGAGGCAGAGGCCGCAAUCCGCAUGGCCGUGGCCGUGGUCGUGGUGGAUACUAUGGUGGCCCCCGGUUUGAUGUUCAGCCUGAUAGUACCGAAGGGUACAAUCAACAUGCACCUAGAGGCCGUGGACGUGGAAGGGGGACUCGUGGGAGAGGCCGUGGGCCCAGGCCUAAUGGGCCGGUCGACAAUUCUGCUGCCUGAGGUUCCUCAAUGUUAUGCAUAUUCUGCGAGGACAACAUUGAUUUUCAGUGAGUCAGUUGUUUUUUUUUUUUCUUUUCUUUGGUCUUUCAAAUUAGUGUAUUUUUCACAGAUAGAUUUUAACUGUAGGAUUUUUAUAUGUAAUCAAUUUUCGACUAACCAGGGCGGCGAGACUUUUUGUUUUUCUUAAAUUCAACUUUAUAUUUUUACUUCUACAGUUUGGUUAGUUGUUUCAAGACAUAAUUGUAGUUUGAGCAUAUUCUUUGAUUUAUAUGUCUGGAUUUUAUAGCUUUUCGAUUGAUAUCAUAAAUUGCCUCCCUCUAAUAGACACCUCUUCUUUUGCAA